ACCCGAGUGGAACUCCGAGUCUGCACAGGGUGACAAGUGAAGCUCCUCAAGUUGGCGAACAGCCACCUGCAGAUUUUCUGGCCUGUCAUACAAGCUCCCACCCGGAAAUAACGCAUCUUUCAACCCAGUAAGAUUCCGACCGUCCAUACUUGCGCAUAUUUCGCGAACGCGAGGGACAGCCGCGAGUACGUCACGCUACGGUAUUUCUCCGGGAUAUCCUUCAAGCCAUAUCGAUAAGGUGUCCACAGCGACGAGUGGACCAAUGCAGAAAGAGCUAAAGGCGUCUACCAGUGGUGUGGGGGUCUGGCUAGAACUCGGCGAGAACGUAACACGAGCAUUGAGGCGGCCAGGACAGGCUGAACCCAAUGAGCGAUCACAGACAUCUGAGCUCCACCUUUCGUCGCUUCGGGUACCUCACGAAGACAGGAAAAAAAGGAAGGCGGAAAUAAUGUCAGCCCGUUGGGCAGAGCGUCGUGACGAGCAGGCACGCUAGUCUCCAGAGUAAUGU
Messenger RNA from Coniophora puteana RWD-64-598 SS2, 508 nucleotides. RefSeq lists its product as uncharacterized. The annotation marks the transcript as partial. The record is from RefSeq and is a predicted model, not a curated record. NCBI's taxonomy places the organism in Eukaryota, Fungi, Basidiomycota, Agaricomycetes, Boletales, Coniophoraceae. The transcript has 2 exons.